CAUCAAGAACACCCCCGAAACAGCGUCAGUAAAUCAACACAUUCUUCAGAGAUCGCAGCCGCGGCCGGUGUUGAUCCACAUCACGGACGGGGAAUCAUGGCUGCAGAACAAGAUGCUGAAGAAACUGUUUCUCAAGAGCUGCACAGCCCCUCUGAGCUGAGGAUCGUGCUGCUUGGGGUAAGCAGGGCUGGGAAGAGUGCAUCAGUGAACACCAUCCUGGGCACAGAAGAUUUUGGAUCUCGAGUCAGGUUUUCUGCUGUAACGAGGAAGUAUGAGAAGACAACAGGAGAAGUAGCUGGGAGACGGGUCACUGUGGUCGACACUCCAGACUUGUUAGACACAGACCGGGUCGAGAUUGAUAGAUGUGUUUCUCUGUCUGCCCCGGGACCCCACGCUUUCCUCUUGGUGAUACCGGUGUAUCCAAAUGAAAUUCUGGACUCUUUUAACUUAAUAAUAGAACAGGAUUUCAAAGCCUUUGAUAAAGUCCAGGAGCUGUUUGGCGAGAGAGCUGUCAGGAACACGAUGAUCCUUUUCACCCACUGGGAUGUACUGAAAGGCAAGACAAUAGAGCAACGCAUUGAGGAUGGUGGUGAGGAGAUCCAGCAGUGUGUUGCGAAAUAUGGGAACAGGUAUCAUGUUCUCAACAAUAGGAACAGGAGCGAUCGCACUCAGGUCACACAGCUUCUGGACAAGAUAGACAACAUGGUGGCAGGAAAUGGAGGCGGCUACUACACCAGUGAGAGGGGAGAAGAGCUGAUGGAGAAGUUGAGAAAGCAAAUGAAGGAAGAGGAGCUGGAGAAAGAGCCAGAGGAAUCCAAGCAGCCUGUCAGGAGAAUGGAGAGCACUAAGGUCUACCCUUCCAAGAUAUCUGAAAGCAAAGUGGAGAACGAAUCAGAAUUAUCCAAGCUGCCUGUCAGGAGAAAAAACAGCAAGGAGUUCAACCCCCCCGACAUGUCUGGAGGUGAAGUAGAGACUCCCCUUGCAGAUAACCAAGCGCCUCCCAGCCCCCCUGAGCUGAGGAUGGUGCUGCUUGGGAAGACUGGGGCUGGGAAGAGUGCGGCAGGAAACACCAUCCUGGGCAGAGAGGAGUUCAGAUCUGAAGCCAACUCCUUUGCAGGAAUGAGGGAGUGUGAGAAGAGAAAAGGACAAGUGGCUGGGAGACGUGUUGCUGUUAUCGACACUCCAGAGCUCUCUAAGGACAAACUCCAGAUUAGGAGCUGUGUUUCUCUGUCUGCCCCGGGACCCCAUGCUUUCCUACUGGUGAUACCGGUGGGUCGAUUCACAGAGGAAGAGAGGAGAGCAAUGGAGACAGUCCAGGAGAUAUUCAGUGAGGAGGCUGUGAGGAGGUACACGAUGCUGCUUUUCACACACAGUGACAAACUGAAAGGCAAGACCAUUGAAGAUUAUAUUCAGACAGGCAGAAAGGAGCUCCAGCAGCUUGUUGAGAAAUGUGGGAACAGAUAUCCUGUUCUCAACAAUGAGGACAGCGACGAUCACACUCAGGUCAUACAGCUCCUGGACAAGAUAGACAACAUGGUGAAGGGAAACAACGGCAGCUACUACACCAGUGAGAUGUACCAGCAAGCAGAAGCAAAGAUCAGACAAAGACAAGAGGAGAUACUGAAGGAGAAGGAAGAGACAAUAUUGAGGGAAGAAGAGGAACUGAAGGCAAAGCACCUGAAAGAACUGGAGAACACGAAAAGGAAGAUGAGAUUGGAAAUCCAGAAACGAGACGAGAAGAUCAGAGAGCUGGAGGAGAGUAUAGGAGAGCUGGAGUAAGAGCUGAGGAAAGAACAGAGAGAGAAUCACAGGAUCAAACUGGAGGAAGAGCUGAGGAGAAAGAGAGAGGAGAGAGAGAAAGGGAGGAGCAAGAGAAGGAGGAUUGCAUGGAGAAGGGGAAGAGAGAGAGGGGAGAGUAUGAGGAGAAAUACAGGAGAGAGAUGGAGGCAGUCAGACAGUCCUACCAGGAAAUCAUUAGAGGAGAAGCAGAGAGAGUCAAUGAGUUUAUAAGCACAUAUGAAAAGCCAGCUGAAGCGAGAGGAGAAAGAGCAGCACUAGAGGCAGUGAUGAGUGCAGUAGCAGGAGCACUGAGAGAAGGGGCUGAGGUAGGGGCAGUAUUACACACAGUAACCAGAGCAAUAAGAGAAGAGACAAGAUUAAGGGCAGUAAUCCACGCUGCAAAGGAAGCAAUAAGAGAAGGACCAGCUCAAAGGUCAGUGAUCAGUGCAGUAACAAGAGCACUGAGAGAAGGGACUGCGAUUGGUACAGUAUUGCGCACAGUAGCAGAAGCAAUAGAGGCAGCACCACAGGAACCCAGUCAAGAGCAGUAAGACAGGGGGUGGUGCUAUUGGACAGGGGGUGGUGUUAUUGGACGGGGUGUGGGUUAUCUGAGCAAGAUCUAACAUCCAUAUUCAGAAACAACACUUACUCUGUUUCACCCUGUAGCAAUAUAAACAGUGAGUAACACUAACAAGCUGUUACAAUAGGGACUCCACAUCAAUGAAGGCUUUAAUACUGCUGUCAUUGUUAAAAUUGGACUGGACCACUAGAUGUCAGUAUACAACAAAAUAAUAAAAUACAUGAGGCUGCAGUGGGUUAUGAAGGCAUUUACCUGGAUUUAAAGGGACAGCGCCCUCUUCUCUAUUCUCAUGCAAUUGCACUGUAACGUCCAUAUUCAGAACAAACACUUGAGGAUUAGUGCUCACUUCAGUGCAUAUAGCCAUGAUUUCUCCUCUUUCUUUCGGAACAAAAUCGACAACAUCUCUUCUAUGCUCGCCCACCACAAACCCAGUCUACUACUUGACCAUCUUGACGCUCCUCCGGUUGCCCCCUCCUGCCCUCUUCUCCUUCUCUCCUCUCUCCAUUGCUGAUGUUUCCGGCUUACUGUUGAAAUCAACAACUGCCACAUGCCCCCUGGAACCCUAGCCGACUAACCUUGUCCAUCUCUAUGCUUCUGAUCUUGAUCACUCCAUUAUGCACACUCCCAACCUGUCCCUGGACUCUAACGCGGUUCCUGCUGCCCUUAAGCUUGCCUGAGUUACGCCGGUACUCAAAAAACACUCACUUAACCCUGACUUAUCUAAUUUCCGUGCCAUCUCCAAUCUCCCUUUUCGCUCAAAAACUCUCGAAAGGGCUGUAGCCAGUCAGCUGGUGAAACAUCUCACGGACAAGAAUCUGCUUACAGUCUGGUUUCCGGCCGCAUUCACAGUACUGAAACUGCUCUGCUCUGGAUUGUGAAUGAUCUCCUGCUCAAUGCUGAUGCUGGCGCUCUCUCUGUGCUUGUCCUCCUUGACCUAACAUGACAUUCUUUGUGACCGCCUUCAGAAGUAUGCUGGAAUCUCUGGAACCUGUCUCUCCUGGAUGUCCUCUUACCUGUCUGGACGCAUUCAGUCUGUUUUCUAUGCUGGACGCAGUGGUGUUGCAAACACAGUCACGUGUGGUGUCCCCCAAGGAUCUGUUCUUGGGCCCCUUCUUUUCAAAACACUCCUGCUCACCUGCAAUGCCCUUCAUUACACAGGUCCCGAGUACCUCCUGAACCUGCUGACCCACUAUGUCCCUGCCCGCAAGCUGAGGUCCUCCGACUCUGGCCUGCUUGUUAUCCCCAAGCAAAAGUGCACCACACUUGGAGAACGCUCAUUUAGAUUCAUGGCUCUGACUCUUUGGAACCCCCUCCCAGCUUUGGUGCAUGAUGGUCCCACCGUCGCUCAUUUUAAAUCAACUCUCAAGACCCACCUGUUCCCUCUUGCUUUCCAUGCUCUUUAAGCCUGGUAUCUGCUAUUAGCUGCUGUUUCGCUGUGACUAUUUUAUGUAUUAUGUUACUAUCAUGUAUUAUGCACUUUCCACUGUAUUUAAUGUACUAUUUAAUGUAUUAUGCUACUAUCAUGUAUGAUGCAUUUCUCUGUAUUUAAAGUAUUAUGGAUUUCAUUGUUGUUACUGCAUCCUGUAAAGAGCUUUGUGAUGGUGGAAGGUGCUAUAUAAAAUAAAGAUUGGAUCAUUGAUUGAAAAAGAUACAGAAAUUCAUGAUUUUGAUUUGUAAUAAGAGAUUUUAUCUUGGAAAAUUCUAAUGUUAUAUAUUAUUUGUAUUGUAUAUGCUUUGUAUGCUUUAGCCAAAUAUCCUUUACCAGAACAUUGCAAAUAAUGUAAAAUAUGCAGGGGUCUGUUCUAAAGUUGGAUAUUCUAUUACAGUGUACGAUGAAUGAAGUCUGUUUUAUAUUAAUAUCUGUUCCUUUAAGAGCUCAGGACCAUCAUGCUUUGUUUAUUGAAUGGCUGUCAGAACCAUGCAUGUACCAAGCAGUGUAUUAAUAAAAGUGUCACUAUAGACUACCUGCAAGGCUGUGUGUGGAUCCCUUCAUUCCCCAGCGU
This is a messenger RNA of Acipenser ruthenus (sterlet), 4362 nucleotides long. RefSeq names its product GTPase IMAP family member 8-like. The coding region runs from base 97 to 1779 and encodes 560 amino acids. The transcript is spliced from 4 exons. NCBI's taxonomy places the organism in Eukaryota, Metazoa, Chordata, Actinopteri, Acipenseriformes, Acipenseridae. Gene Ontology annotation, molecular function: GTP binding. The record is from RefSeq and is a predicted model, not a curated record.